This is a messenger RNA of Daphnia pulex (common water flea), 2006 nucleotides long. RefSeq lists its product as uncharacterized. Bases 127 to 1425 code for a protein of 432 amino acids. Gene Ontology annotation, cellular component: membrane. The transcript has 5 exons. The record is from RefSeq and is a predicted model, not a curated record. Lineage: Eukaryota; Metazoa; Arthropoda; Branchiopoda; Diplostraca; Daphniidae.
AUAUCUUAAACAUUCGGUGCAAGAAUUCACUAUAUAAAGUUCACUAUAUAAACUCAUCUCUGAGAUUGCUAGACCGAAGCAAAAUUUAUUUGAUUCUCCAUCUUGUGCUGUUGUUCAAUUUAUAUAAUGGCUGAUUCCCUUGUGCUUCUUCUUGUAGGAAUCGUGGUUUUGGCGACAGGAAUCAGUGCCCAAACUCCAUCCUGUCCCGGCUCUUAUACCAGCGGGAUUGAUUGCAGCUGCAACACACAGAAUUCUGGAUUUAGCAUUAUAUGUGAUGCUGAUUAUUAUUACAGCAGUACUCCAGAAGUAGCAAGGGAAGCCCUUAUUUACUAUCAGUCGUACGGUCCCGUUGUCUCCUUUUAUGUUUAUGGCAUUACCACAACGUCUUUCAAUUACGUCCCGGACAAUUUCCUAGCGGGAAAUCAAAUCCCAAACGUUCAGUUUAAGUGCAGCCACUCUUACUCUGUGAUGGGAAAUCUGCUACUAUUCAGCGUUAACGCAUUCACAGAUGAUUCCGGUGUAUGUGGCUUGACGGGCAAUGUCACAUUCAGCGACUGCAACCUGCGUCAGUUUGACACAACCACCUUAAAAACCUGCAAUCAAUUGGAAAAACUGGCCUUUAUAGACAGUCACGUCGAGACUCUCACCAACAUACCCACGUUUGAAAGCUUGAAGAACUUCACCGUUUAUUCUCCACGACAAUGGAGUGGGGCAACUCAGAGAGGUCUUUCGCGAAUGACGUUGGCUCCGGAUUCAUCGCUUCCGCAAUUAACCUAUCUGGACCUUACUGGCAAUAGUCUCAAAGACGAUUCGAUUGAAUUCGUGUCUCAAUUAACUGUUAUCGAAGAGCUGCAUUUGGAAGGCAACAACUUCGUUGCUGUCCCCAAUUUGACUGAUGCCUUUUAUCUGCACACGUUCUCGAUGACGUUGAACGAGAACGCGACGGACGUCUCCGUUCUACUUCCCAAUCCGAAGACGCAGUUGAAAACUUUAACCGCCAGUUUUUAUUCUUCUAAUUCUAGGACCGUGAACAAUAUUACUACUCUAGAAGGAAUGUUUGUUCGUGACACGAUUAAUUUCCAGUUGAACAUGACCGAGUUCAAAGAGAGCGUUUUCUUAGAACCACUUCAAACGAAUCGGCUCACCAUCAACUUAAAUCCAACUUCAAGAAUCGCCUGUGGCUGCAACAUUUCGUGGCUCAUCCGCGACAACCCGGCACUUUUGUUCCAAGUCAACAACGGAACGUGCACCGAUGGACGCCCAUUCCAGUCCGUUCCCUUAGAAGAAGUGUCAUGCUGUCCAACUGAUUCGCUACUCCGUCAAAUCCAACAGUUGCGAAAAGAAAACCAAGAACUGAAGACGAGACAGUCGAAUCUCGAAUGUGCGCUGUUUCAAUUAAAUCCUCAACAUAUAGAAACAUUUUAAUAUCAGCACUAAACAUCUAUCUUCCAUCCCUCUUGCUCGGCGCCAAUAAUAAAAUACCUUUCAAACAUUCAUGAAUUAGAUAUACCGCUUCAAAUCGAAUACAAAAAAAUAGCCUAGAGCGCAAACAAAUCCUCAUGUUUAGGGUCUAUUUUCUUCUUGAUGGGCGGAUCUGUCAGGUCAAGUCCCUCGGUCCAUUUCCUCAAGAGAAAAACACACGCCGAAAUGUCUCAAAGGCAUUCCUACAUACACACACGAGGACACAAUACUAUACCUGAAACUCUCUCCCUGUGGGUAUAUGUAGAAGUAUAUAGGCCCAGCAAACAAUAGUGUCCUUGUUCCAGCAGCUGUGCACAUACACACUACCGAGAAUCUCCCCGUAUAUAGAAAUGAAAUUCUAUUUUAUUUUUUUUCCCAACUGAGAAAUUCAGUUUGUAUUCGCUUCAAAAGAAGGCAAGCACAAGUCAUGAGAGAAGGGGCAUAUAGGAAGGAGGGAGGGAGGCAUCAAAAUGGGAAGGUCGACAGUUUAAAUAAAAAAGGCGAGAUGUACAAUUAUUAUUAAUGUAUACGCGUUGCUGAACAAA